AUGACAUCUACCGCAUUCGGCAUAGGAAAAGGCGGCUACAACGGACCCCGAGGCCCGACGAAGCCGGCCGUGAAAGCGCCGGAGCGCGCCCCGGAUGCCGUGCACAUCAUCAAGGCCACUCCGGAGGCGGCCCUCCUGUACCGCCUCUGCGGAGACUACAGCUCCCUCCACGCGAACGAGGCGUUUGGGCAGCGCGCCGGAUUCAAGGGGUCCAUCCUACAAGGCCUGGGCACCUGGAACAUGGCCGCACAUGCCUAUGGGGCCAGGUUCAAGAGCGUCGUUUAUCCCGGAGAAACUCUCGAGACGCGCAUGUGGGUUGUCAAGAGCGGAGGCGGAAUGGAUGAUGUUGUCUUUGAGACAGUUGUCCAGGACGACGGGCGAAUCGCUCUAUCCAACGGAUACGCCAAGAUUUUGCAAGCGAAACCAAAGGUAUGA
Colletotrichum orchidophilum is the source of this 435-nucleotide messenger RNA. Its product is annotated as peroxisomal multifunctional enzyme. The coding region runs from base 1 to 435 and encodes 144 amino acids. The record is from RefSeq and is a predicted model, not a curated record. Gene Ontology annotation, cellular component: peroxisome. The transcript is spliced from 3 exons. Lineage: Eukaryota; Fungi; Ascomycota; Sordariomycetes; Glomerellales; Glomerellaceae.